GCAAUCGUGACCCCGCCCUGCGAGCUGCAACAGUUUAGAUGAUGGACGGAGGAGCAUCUGCCUUCAAGGCCAUGUUGGCACUGGCCAUGCUGACGGUCACCCUUGUCCGCGGGGCACAGUGGACAAUGACAGACGAAAUUGGCCCCAGCGACUUUUUCAACGACUUUGAUUGGUACACAGCAACGGAUCCUUCCAAUGGCCUCGUCACCUACCAGUCUCAGUCUGAUGCAAAGACCAACAACAUCACCUACGUCGAGGGCGACAGCUUCUUCAUGCGCGUUGAUACGACCGAGGUCCAGCUGGCGGGUCGCAAGAGCGCGCGCAUCACGAGCAAAAACAGCUAUUCGGAUGGUGUCUAUGUGCUGAAUGUCACCCAUAUCCCGACGGGCUGCGCCGUCUGGCCAGCUUUCUGGACGGUCACGGACCAGUACAAUGCUGGCAAGUGGCCUGCCGGUGGUGAGAUCGACAUCAUGGAGAACGCCAAUGACCAGUACCCGAGCAAUCUCGCGACUUUGCACACGGAGUCCAACUGCACAAUUCCCUCGACCAUCUCCACGCAGACGGGCACGGUGCUCUCGACUUCAUGCCUAUCCCCGGGCAGCAACGGCAACCAGGGCUGCCAGACCGAGAUGAAUGGCACGUCCAACGCCAAUUGGGGAUCGUCCUUCAACCAGAAGAAGACCGGUGGACUCUUCGCAAUGGAGCGUGCGAUGGGGUCAGAGGGAAGCGGCAUCUCCGUCUGGUACUUCCCCAAGGGCUCGGAGCCAAGCGAUCUUGCAGCAGGGAGCCAGAGUGUCAACCCCAGCAACUGGGGUAAGGCGGGAGCUAACUUCAACAUUGCCAAUGAGUGCAAUAGCGACUUUGGACCUCACAAUAUUGUCUUGAACAUCGAUCUCUGCGGAGAUUGGGCAGCCAACACCUACAACGUCUCUGGCUGCAACGCAAAAUACCCUGCCUGCUCUUACCAAGUCGGCUAUAAUGGCAGCUCCUUCAGCGAGGCCUAUUGGCAGGUCUCUGGUCUGCGCAUCUUUGCAACGGGCGGCGGAAACGCCAACAAUGCAAACUCACCGGGGAAAACGACAACGACCGCCACCAGCGGCGUGGCGAGAACCGUGUCACACUCGAAGCAUCACCGGACCAGCACCGCAAAGCACAAUUGAGCCCCAUUGUAACCUCAUUACCCCUCAUUACCAUCAUCUAUUUGAUCGAAUCUGAGCGAUCAAUCAUCUACAGACAUUAUCUUGUCCUAUUGGUUGGAAAUGCGAUGUGU
Molecule: messenger RNA, 1270 nt
Organism: Acaromyces ingoldii
Lineage: Eukaryota; Fungi; Basidiomycota; Exobasidiomycetes; Exobasidiales; Cryptobasidiaceae
Exons: 4
Coding region: 42-1160 (372 amino acids)
Biological process (GO): glucan catabolic process
Molecular function (GO): hydrolase activity, hydrolyzing O-glycosyl compounds
Source: RefSeq, a predicted model, not a curated record